Molecule: messenger RNA, 3140 nt
Organism: Scophthalmus maximus (turbot)
Lineage: Eukaryota; Metazoa; Chordata; Actinopteri; Pleuronectiformes; Scophthalmidae
Gene: large1
Product: LARGE xylosyl- and glucuronyltransferase 1
Exons: 16
Coding region: 807-3074 (755 amino acids)
Biological process (GO): protein O-linked glycosylation via mannose
Molecular function (GO): glucuronosyltransferase activity; xylosyltransferase activity
Source: RefSeq, a predicted model, not a curated record
GCUGCUUGUCAGGAAGAAAGAGCUGCUGUGUUGAGGCCGAACGCUCAGACACAACCAGGAGCAGGGCGACAGCGGAAUACCUCUUGAGGAGAUGUAUACUUUCAUGGACACUCUGAAGGCGUUUUCAACUAGCUGAGCGGCGGCGGAGCACCCUCGAGUCCUGCUGUGGAGGCCGCCGCGGUUCGGGUCCCCCCCCCCAACCUCGGUCCCUGUGUCGCUGCCUGCUGGUAGCAGUAAUCCGGAGCCGCUGCUGGUAACUGCACUGAUAGGAAGACUGAAGCUGCCGUGUGGCGACGCAGCCACAAACCUCUCCGAGAUUUAAGUGUUUACCCACCCCCGAGGGAAACACAGCCACCCGGCUGUUGUUUGCCGGUAGCCGGUGGUAACUGCCGCCGCUGCUAGACGAGCGGACACGGCUCCAACUACAUGGAACGAGUCAGCAGCGGACCGCCGUCUCGUUUUGCGCAAGAGGAGCUGUCCUGACCGAGCCGAGCGCACCGCUCUCCGUCCGCACGAGCAGCGCCGGGAUUUAUUUCACCGAGGCGUCCUGACAGCAGCAGUUUGGAGCCUCUUCGCAUCAGACAGGUGAAAUCCAGGAGUCAUGCUGUUUACCGCUGUGACAUGCUGAAUGUAGUCAUUGUUGGACAGCGGGCGGCUGAAUCGCUCAAGCUCCUUCACUUUUCAUGUGAAUGAACGACCCGAGGCCCACAGACUGUCUGAAAACGUGACAUGAAUCAGCCUGGACAACAGCUGCUACCCACAUAGAGGUCACCUCACCUCUCUUUCCAUUUGCUGCGGUCCAGAGGAUGCUGGUGAUGUGUCGCGGGCGCAGGAAGUUCCUGGCGGCCUCCCUUGCCCUGGUCUUCAUCCCAACACUCACCUGGUUUUACCUGUCGGUUGGGAGCUUUCAAGUGAAGCCCCUCCCCCUGUCUCCCCUGGAAGUCCAGUCAUCAACGGCGGUGGGCGCAGCUGGCGAGCGGCAGGCCUUGGAGCUGCGGGUGAGGGCGGUGGAGGAGGAGAACCGGGCUCUGCGCCGGGAGCUCAGCCAGCCGCCCAGGAGCCCGCCAGCACGCCUACCAAACGGCACUCACCGUGGCAACCAGAGCCGAGCCCACUCGGAAGAGGGCACCGGCGACAAUGAGGGCCAGAAAGCAGCUGCUGUGGGGAACAGCUCAGACUGCGCGCAGCAGCUGGUCGUGGACAAAUGUGAGACCAUCCACGUGGCCAUCGUAUGUGCUGGUUACAACGCCAGUCGAGACGUGGUGACACUGGUUAAAUCAGUCCUUUUCCACAGGCGUAACCCGCUACAUUUCCAUUUCAUCACCGACUCCAUCGCUCAGCUGAUCCUGUCCUCGCUGUUCCACACCUGGAUGGUUCCGGCCGUCAGGGUUGAUUUCUACGACGCAGACGAGUUGAAGAGCGAGGUGUCGUGGAUCCCUAACAAACAUUACUCUGGGAUCUACGGUCUGAUGAAGCUGGUGCUCACCAAGACGCUGCCGUCCGAUCUGCAGAGGGUCAUCGUUCUGGACACAGACAUCACCUUUGCCACUGAUAUUGCUGAACUUUGGGCUGUCUUCCACAAGUUCAAAGGUCAGCAGGUUCUGGGUCUGGUGGAGAACCAGAGUGACUGGUACCUGGGGAACCUGUGGAAGAACCAUCGGCCCUGGCCAGCUCUGGGCAGAGGCUUCAACACUGGGGUGAUUUUGCUUCUCCUGGAUCGGCUGCGGAAGCUCCGAUGGGAGCAGAUGUGGAGGCUGACUGCUGAGAGGGAACUAAUGAGCAUGCUGUCCACCUCGCUGGCAGACCAGGACAUCUUCAACGCCGUGAUCAAACAGAACCCUUUCCUGGUUCACCAGCUGCCGUGCUUCUGGAACGUCCAACUGUCCGAUCACACGCGCUCCGAGAAGUGCUACAAAGAUGUUUCAGACCUGAAGGUGAUCCACUGGAACUCUCCCAAGAAGCUGCGGGUGAAGAACAAGCACGUUGAGUUUUUUCGGAACCUCUAUCUCACCUUUCUGGAAUACGACGGCAACCUGCUACGGCGAGAGCUGUUUGGAUGUCCCAGCGAGGCUGACCACAACAGUGAGAAUCUCCAGAAGACUCUGUCGGAGCUGGACGAAGACGAUCCCUGCUACGAGUUUCGUCGAGAGCGAUUCACCGUCCAUCGCACACACCUCUACUUCCUCCACUAUGAGCACGAAUCCAGCUCUGACAACACUGACGUCACGCUCGUCGCUCAGCUCUCCAUGGACAGGCUCCAGAUGUUGGAGGCCAUUUGUAAGCACUGGGAAGGCCCCAUCAGCCUAGCCCUGUACCUAUCCGAUGCCGAGGCCCAGCAGUUCCUGCGUUAUGCUCAGGGCUCCGAGGUGCUGAUGAGCCGCGGGAAUGUAGGUUACCACAUCGUCUACAAAGAGGGACAGUUCUACCCAGUCAACCUCCUGCGCAACGUGGCCAUGCGGCAGGUCAACACACCCUACAUGUUCCUUUCUGACAUCGACUUCCUACCCAUGUAUGGCCUCUACGAGUAUCUCAGGAAGUCAGUGGUGCAGCUAGACAUGGCCAACACCAAGAAAGCUCUGGUGGUUCCAGCCUUUGAGACGCUGAGAUACCGCCUGUCCUACCCAAAAUCUAAGGCUGAGCUGCUCUCUCAGCUAGACAUGGGUACACUCUUCACCUUCAGGUAUCAUGUGUGGACCAAAGGCCACGCACCGACUAACUUUGCCAAAUGGCGGACCGCCACCACGCCCUACAGAGUGCAGUGGGAGGCCGACUUUGAGCCCUACGUAAUGGUGAGGAGGGACAGUCCUGAGUACGACCGCCGCUUUGUGGGCUUCGGCUGGAACAAGGUGGCUCACAUCAUGGAAUUGGAUGCACAGGAGUACGAGUUUGUGGUUCUGCCCAAUGCCUACAUGAUCCACAUGCCCCACGCACCCAGCUUCGACAUCACUAAGUUCCGCUCCAACAAGCAGUACCGGGUCUGUCUCAAGACCCUGAAGGAGGAGUUCCAACAGAACAUGUCGCGGCGCUACGGCUUUGCCGCGCUCAAGUACAUGACGGCCGAGAACAACAGCUAGCCACCACUGCAGACCCUCACAACCCCAAAGUCGAACUACUGAAUGCACUCCAGAGCCUGGGGGGUG